Paramecium sonneborni is the source of this 1380-nucleotide messenger RNA. The record is from the annotation of a GenBank genome assembly. Lineage: Eukaryota; Ciliophora; Oligohymenophorea; Peniculida; Parameciidae.
AUGAUAAAUUUAAAAGAAGAAUAACGAAUAGAAAAAAUAAAAUUGGCAAAUAUUUUCGCAUAACAUUUAAAAUAUACUCUAAUGCAAUUAAUUCUAAAUGUUUUGAUUAGAUCAUAAGGAAGUGAAUCACUUUAUAUAACAAUUACAUUAUAUCUAACAAUAAUGAUAUUUGCUUUUAAUUUUAUUGCAGCUGCUUUUUUACUUUAUUAACAAAAAGAAUUUCCUAAAUUAGAGUAUUACUUAAUAUAUUCAGUUAAUAUAUUUGUGUUUAUAAUUCUAAUGGUUUAUUCAUUGAACUAUUGUUUGAAUUUAAAAGAAGAUGACCCUGCUCUUUAUUUAUAUAUUAAAGCCUAUAUGAUAAUGCUAUUAUAAAAAGUAUAUUUACUUUCCAUAUUUAUGUAUUUAGGAAAUAGAAAUAUUGAUUAUAAAAGUUUUCCCUUUAGAGUUUAUGAAUAGAAUUGUCUAUUCUUUUACAUCAUUAAUCAUUGUAGCCUUGAUAUUAUCACAUAAAGAUAAAUUUGAGUGCCAACAUAAUUAUUCAAUCAUAUUGUUAAUGUUGCUUUUAUCAAAUUUAUUGGCAGCUAUAAUAAAUAUGAUGUUCACACUAGUUUUAUUUAAUUUAGGUAAAUAAUAAAAAGAAGUUAGAAAUUUUGCAAAGUAAUUAUGGAUAAAAAUAUAAAAUAGUAUGUUAUUAACAGUAUUAUUUUUACUUCAUAUUGCAUUAUACAUUUAUACACUGUAUAAAACUACCAAUAUGAUUGAAUAAGAAUGUUAAUGUUUGAGAUUUAUUUUUGAAAUCUAUCAUUAUAAUUCACCCAUAAAUUUGAUUUGUUUUAUUUCUGUAAUUUUUUAAGAAUUUUAUUAUUUUAAAGAAAAUUUGAAGUAUGAAUAAGAAUUAUAAGAAAAUAACUCAAAAAAAAAAAUGUGUAUUUAUUAAUAUUUUAUAUAGAUAUAGUUAGUAUAAACAUUCAAAUCUCUUAGAAAUUUAAACAACAUAAUAAAUAAUCAAUAAGAAGUUUGAGUUCUCUUGUUAAUCCAAUGGAAGCAAGUUCAAAACAUUAAUAAACACCAAAUUUUAAAAGGUAAUCAAGAAAUAAAUAUUUUAGUGAAAAAACAGAUAUUAAAUUAUAAAAAAUGGGAACAAGUUAGUUUGGAGAAUCUUAAAAUAAUUUAUAAAUGAUGAAUUCAUAGGGAAAUGCAUAAAAUAGUAAAGCCUUUGUGAUUUCACUGAAAGAAUAAAUUGAUAAUAUUCAAAUCAAAAGAAAAGGAAAUAAAUCAAUUGAGGAUAGUUUUAUAAAAUAGGAAGAAUCUUAAAUACCUGAAAUAUUCUCAUAAAUUAAUAAUCCUAUGGAGUCUGGUAGUGUAAUUACAAUUAAUUGA